AUGUCCGAUAGUGAUGUUGAUGAUGGUAUAAAUAUUGACAAUGAUAGAGGUUUGUCCGAUGAUAAUUGGGAAUCAGAAGAAUUGCUUAGUGGAGGAGAAAGUCAUGGAGAAGAUGAUGAAGAAGACAGUUAUGGAAAGUUUGUAAGAUUUAGUAUGCCUAAAACAAUGGUGGAUUACAAGUGGGAUUUGGGGACUUAUUUUGUUGACAAGCAAGAUAUUAUGGAUGCCAUCAAAAUGUAUGUAGUAGAAAAUGGAAGAAAUCUAACAUAUGUUAAAAAUGAUAAGAAGAGAAUUAAGGUCAAAUGUAUGGGUGGUAAAGGAAACUGCCCCUGGAUGGCAUACUGUGCUUAUAUGAAUGCAGUACGAACGUGGCAAUUAAGGACUAUUGUUGACAACCACAGUUGUAGUAGAGAGCACAAAGUCAAAUUACUUAAUUCAAAAUGGCUGAGUAAGAGGUUGGAGAAAACUGUGAGAGAAAAUCCCAAAGUCAAGGGAGUGGAAAUUCGUGACAAGAUAAGUAGAAAGUGGAAUGUAGGUGCAUCUAGAUCCAUGGCUUAUAGGGCAAAGGCCAUUGCUUCAGACCAUGUAGAUGGGUCUUUCAAAGAGCAAUAUAAAAGGAUAUAUGAUUACGCGAAUGAGCUCCUAACUCAUAAUCCUGGAUCCACAGUGAAGGUGCAAGUGGAAGAGAAUGUUGGUGGACAUAUUUUCAAGAGGUUCUAUGUUUGUCUAAAGGCCUCCAAGGAUAGUUUUGUGUCCUGCAGGCCAAUUAUAGGGCUAGAUGGUGCUUUUUUAAAAGGUAAAUAUGGUGGGGAAUUGCUAACUGCUGUUGGAAGAGACGCAAAUGACCAGAUGCUACCUCUAGCAUAUGCCAUUGUGGAAGUAGAGAACAAGGACACGUGGAAAUGGUUUCUGGAACUUCUGGUUGAAGACGUUGGUGGGGAGCCAGUACAUGCAUCAUUGACAUUCAUAUCAGAUCAACAAAAGGGCUUAAUGCAAGCUAUUCAAGAAGUGGUCCCUGGAGUUGAUCAAGGCUUUUGUGUUAGGCACCUUUACGCAAAUUUUAGGAAAAAAUUCCCUGGAAAGCAGCUAAAGCGGUUGAUGUGGAAGGUAGCUACAACAACCCAUCCACAAGCCUGGGAAACCGAAAUGAAAAAAUUAAAAGAAGUCAACAUUGAGGCUUUCAAAUACCUAAUAAAAAUUCCUCCUAGAUACUGGUCACGAUCAAGGUUUACCACCACUUCUAAGUGUGAUACUUUGGUAAACAACAUGUCAGAGGCAUUCAACAGUGUUUUGGUGCAUACAAGGUCAAAGCCAAUCAUAACAAUGUUGGAGGAGAUCCGCCUUUACUUGAUGAACAGAUGGGCAACAAACCGAACAAAAAGUGAAUCAUUGUCUGGGUUGAUUUGUCCUAAAAUCAAGAGUAGAGUUAAUAAGGAGUCCCAGAUAACUAAAUUUUGGAUUCCUAGUUGGUCAGCACUGAAGCUGUUUGAAGUCCGUCAUGUGUCCCAAGCUGGGGACACGUUUGUAGUUGAUAUAGACAAAUAUGAAUGCACAUGCAGGAAAUGGGCUAUCUCGGGCAUUCCAUGUUGUCAUGCGUUGGCUGCUAUGAAGUUUCUGAAUUUAGAUGUAGAGGACUUCAUCCCUGUUUGUUUUAGGAAGUCAACAUAUGAAGAAAUGUACUCUUCCAUUGUGUAUCCAAUUAAUGGUGAGAACAUGUGGCAGAUUACCCCAUAUAAUGAUGUGUUCCCUCCAAAAAAGAGAAUAUUGCUAGGGAGGCCGAAGAAGAAAAGAAGGUUGCAGGAAUGGGAGUUAGUCAGGGACGACACAAGAAUGAGGAAUGGUGGUAUACAUAAAAGAUGUGGCAUUUGUAGGGAGCUGGGUCACAAAAGAACUUCUUGCCAGAAAUCAACCCAAGAUUGUGAUGUGAACCCUGACCAAACACAACAAAGCAACCCAGCAAAUGAACCAAACAUACCAUCAUCAAAUGAGCCUGAAGCAUAA
Vigna angularis (adzuki bean) is the source of this 2001-nucleotide messenger RNA. RefSeq lists its product as uncharacterized. The transcript has 4 exons. Gene Ontology annotation, molecular function: zinc ion binding. The coding region runs from base 1 to 2001 and encodes 666 amino acids. NCBI's taxonomy places the organism in Eukaryota, Viridiplantae, Streptophyta, Magnoliopsida, Fabales, Fabaceae. The record is from RefSeq and is a predicted model, not a curated record.